Molecule: messenger RNA, 1311 nt
Organism: Komagataella phaffii GS115
Lineage: Eukaryota; Fungi; Ascomycota; Pichiomycetes; Pichiales; Pichiaceae
Exons: 1
Coding region: 1-1311 (436 amino acids)
Source: RefSeq, a predicted model, not a curated record
AUGAACGUACUAAAGCAUAAUAUGAGGAAGCAUCGGUUUCAUCUGUAUAUGGCAAUAUCUGAACUAAUAAAUAUUCCUCAAUUAGCAGGAAAAGUGUACGUUAAGAUCCAGAUACGGAACAAAGGUAGCCAUUCUAAUUCGCAUGACGAACAAACAAGCAAAUCAAUGGGCACACAUGUAUUGUAUCAAUCACAAACAGAGAAGGAACCAAUAGAAAAUAACAAAGUAACUUGGAACUAUCAGAACCAUGACAUAAUAUUGAAAAUAGGUGAGGACCAGAAGACAGGCCUUAUGGAGAACAAAUGGCUCUUGCUAAAAGUGUACGUUGAAUAUCAGGACCAGGAUAGUAGGGCUACAUCUUCUUCAAACAAACAUCCAAAGAAAUUGCAGAAGGUAAGGUUGGGAAAGAUUGCUGUCAACCUGACUGAGUAUAUCAAUUUUAGUGAGAUGACCACGAAUAGGUAUCUGUUGGCAGACAGUAAAAUUAACUCCAUAUGCAAAAUUUCAAUUCUAAUGAAACAUUUGGAUGAUAAGAAGACUAAUGGGCCAUCAAGUGGAUAUAGUAGUUAUAGAAAUACUGUGGGGUCUCCUGCUUCAAGGACUUCCAUAGACAGCAGUCCCGAGAGAGAGUUCAAUGUCCCUCAGCUGGAAACCUCACAUAUUUUUCAGGGAUUGAAUCAGGUGAUAGACGAAGAUACAAAUUCUUCUUUUGGCGAAAAUAACUCCACCUCAAAUCCCAAUUCUGCAUUGACUUCACCACUGACACCGACCAAGCAUCGUACCACUAAUUCCAAACGGGAUGCAAGGGAUCAGUUACAUUUUCGGACCGAUCAUACCAAUGUCAAAGGGUCGGAGAAUCAAGAUUCUCGAAACAAGAGCAGCAUACUUACAGAUCCUACAUUGAACUAUCUGGUAAGUAAGACGUUACAAUACUCAUGGUUCAAUAUCGGUGAUGAUUUCUACCCCGAGUUUACUCCAUCAGAGUGCGUUGAAGAUAUUUUCUACAACGGCACAGGAUGGAAAAGGAAUGAAGAUGGGGUAGCGUUUAUUGAUAUUCUUCAUGGUUCCUACGAAAAUUCGCCGAAUGGACCCACUCAUGAUUCAGAAGUUCGAAGCCAAUGGAUAACCAAGAUGCAACAAUUUGAUGAGGACGAGCCGGAUCCUGAUGACAGUGAUCUUUUCAAUGAUCUCGAUGAUUUUGAUCACGAUAAGCGACGCAGAACACCAAAACUGCUAGGAUUGGCUGACCUACGAGACGAUUUAAAAAGCUGGCAUAUAAGCUUAGAUCCAGAAGAUAAGAAACAAAUUUAA